This is a messenger RNA of Cornus florida, 567 nucleotides long. RefSeq names its product anthocyanidin 3-O-glucosyltransferase 5-like. NCBI's taxonomy places the organism in Eukaryota, Viridiplantae, Streptophyta, Magnoliopsida, Cornales, Cornaceae. The transcript has 3 exons. The record is from RefSeq and is a predicted model, not a curated record. Bases 1 to 567 code for a protein of 188 amino acids. Gene Ontology annotation, molecular function: UDP-glycosyltransferase activity.
AUGGAGAGGGAUUUCUUGGGUUUAAGCUCAAAAGAAUCUGCUGUCCAGUUUGAUUUACCUGAUGAAGUCUGUUUUGCUAUUCAAAAUGUUGAGCUACAAGCUGGUGCUGAUACAAUGAGGUUUGUUCGGGUGGUGCACCCACCCAUCGAGGGUAGUACGGAUGCGUCGUUUUUCACAUCAAGGAACAAUACUCCUGAUGAUACCCCUGACUACCUGCCAGAUGGGUUCGUGAUGAGGACCCACAAUUUGGGAGUUGUUGUUCCACUUUGGACCCUACAGGUGGAGAUCCUAAGCUAUCCAUCAAUAAGGGGUUUUCUAACACACUCUGGUUGGAAUUCAAGUUUAGAAAGCAUAGUGCAUGGAGUACCUAUGAUUGCAUGGCCACUCUAUGUUGAGCAGAGAUUGAAUGCUGCCUUGCUGACGGAAGAGCUCCACGUGGCGGUCCGACUGAGGGAGUUGCCAACAAAGGAGGUGGUGGGGAGAGAGGAGAUAGAGAGGAUGGUGAGGACUGUGAUACAGAGCAAAGAAGGGAAGAUGGUGAGGGAGAGAGUGAAAGAACUAAAAUAA